AUGUACUUCAAAUGUGUAGUAGCGUUUCUUAAUUUUUCAGUUCUGUUGCGAGUGCUUGUGGCUUACGAAUGCACACCAUGUGGACUCCGGACUUGUCCCCUAACUGCUCCUAUAGCCUGCGAGGACGGUCGUACGCUGGCAAGGGACCCGUGCGGAUGCUGUGACCAGUGCACGCGGCUGGAGCUAGAGCUUUGCGGUGGCCAGGACUGGACACUGGGAUACUGCGGUUUGGGACUUACCUGCGCAGCUGUCAACAGGUCAGGAGCGGUGUCACCUCCCGACAUUGGAGUUUGCAAAGCUCUCCCCGACGCUCCCGACGCUGGGGUGGAAGACGAGCGAUGCCCCCUAGUGAGCGGUUGCGACCGCGUGGGGGGGCGCUGCGUGUGCGACUCCCGGCGUUCCUGCAUCGCCCGCUUCGCCCACCCCGACCGGGACACGUGCGCCAGGGCGGCCAAAGCUGAGUCUCGCCGGCACGAGUCCAGACACAGAGAGAAGUUUGUGGGGCCGUCUAAUCCGGCCUGCGUGUUUUCCGGCUGUGACCUGACGGUGCAGGGCUGUGUGUGUGAAUCCCACAGCUGCCACUUCCGCUUCACCUACAUCAACCGCAGCCAGUGCCAGCAGGCCGCAGAGGAGCUGAAGUGUGCCGGAGUCACGUGUCCGACCUUGCCCGUGCCCGAGUGCCCAGGAGAUUCGGUGCUGACCCGUGAAUACACGCCCCCUGCUGGCUGCUGCCCUACACUACCCCCGCAGUGCACCUGUGGCGCAUGCCACAAGCCGCAGUGUCCCAGCGGGCAGAGACCCGUGCCGCUCCUCGAGUCUGCGGGAACGCCAGGAAAUUGCUGCACUGUGUAUGAGUGCCAGAAAGUUUCUCCUAAGUGUGUACACAAUGGGAAGGAGUUUUCGGAGGGGGAGGUGUAUCGGAUGGAUCAGUGCUGGCUCUGUCAGUGUCGUGGGGGCAUCUCUUUCUGCUCUAAGGCGGAAUGCGCCCAACUUGACUGCGACAACUUCUACAUACCAGAGGGAGAGUGCUGCCCCGUCUGCAUAGACGUGGAGCUGAUGUCUGUGGACAGUGCUGAGGCGAGCUGCUGGGUGAAUCAGAAGUUGCGGAGACAUGAGGAGCAGUGGAAGGAGGACGACUGUACGUUCUGUCAGUGUGUGGCUGGAGAGACUCACUGCACCGCCAUGGCCUGCAAACAGAGCUGCCAGAACCCAGUCAAAAUCCCCGGAGAAUGUUGCCCCUUCUGCGAGGAACCUUCAUAUGAAACCGUGAGUCCGCUGUUGUGUCCUCCGCUGGAGAACUGCACUCUUUCAGGGAAGGACUGUCCGUACGGCUUCCAGCAGGACCACAACGGUUGUCUGCUCUGUCAGUGCCUUGGCAAUGAUUCCUGCCCCGAGCUGUCCAAAUACUGCUCCUUGCAAUGUCCGACGGGAUACGAGAAAGACGACUUUGGCUGCGAGGUGUGUGAGUGCAGCGUGCCGCCGACUAAGUGCCGACCUUUGACCUGCAGCAAGACCUGCCCGUACGGAUACGUGAGAAACAAACACGGCUGCGAGAUGUGUCGCUGCGUUAAGUGUCCUCCGUUUACCUGCGACAAACAGUGCAGCGAAGGCUAUCGACAGAACAGGAAGGGCUGCAGCGUGUGUCUCUGCAAAGAGAGCGAGCGUUUGCCAAGCACCACCACAAUGGCUCCUGUUCUGGGUUACUGCCUGACCAGUAACGGCCAGCGCUUUGAGGAAGGUGAGAGCUGGCAUGAUGGAUGCAGGGACUGUUACUGCCAUUCGGGGCGGGAGAUGUGCGUCCUCAUAUCCUGCCCGGUGCCUUCCUGUCCGAACCCCACGCUCAGACCCCAACACUGCUGUCCCAGCUGUGAGGAUGAGUCUGGCAGCGGUCAGCCUGAGGGCCCAGACCUGGUGGUGUGUCGGGCCCCUGGUGGAGAGCUCUACAUGGAAGGGGAGACGUGGAGCCUGGACGAAUGUACGCGCUGCACCUGCAGACAGGGUCGUGUCCUGUGCGACACCGAAGUGUGCCCCCCUGUUCUCUGUCAGGCGCCAACCAAGAGCAAAGACACCUGCUGCCAAGUCUGUCCAGAGGACAAACUCAGUCCACUUCUCCCAGUCGACAGAAACCAAAAGGAAUAUUGCAUCUCCAGCGACGGAGAGGUACUGCUGGCCGGCGACUCGUGGAAAGCCAACGUCUGCACCAGCUGCACCUGCAACAACGGCACCAUUCAGUGCUUCUCUCAGACCUGCCCGCCUGCCAACUGCAGAGUUCCCAUACUACGCAAGGGUCAAUGCUGCCCUUACUGUCUGGAAACCACGACAACCUCAGUGCCGGUGAUCAUUUCGACCACGACCGCCGAUGUUCAGACCGUUACCACGGAGAGCGGAGCGGUCUGGAUCACCACUCAGACCGUGCCCCCUGUUAUCGCUGUCACAGAUGGCAGAGGUCUGAGUGAAGAUUUCCCUGGCCAAUCGGGAGAGGAGAUGGCUCUCAUCUACCAGUCGGCCGCUUGGAUACUUGCUGGCAUCCUCUUUGCCAUUGUCAUCUUCCUCAUCGUGGCCCUCAUCAUUAACAAGAGGAAAAAAUGGGUGCAAAUGUCUUGCUACAGUGCACCCAAAAAAACCGUGAUCCUGAAGAAACACGUGAACAAGAACUCAGUGGUGUACAUGGAGCCGUCGAAAGAGAACAAGUUCCAGAGCAUGAAGAACGAGUGUGGGAUGAACUUCUGUCCGGACGUGGGUCCUCCAAACGGUGAGCGUAUGGCCAUCCCUCGUGCCAAGCUCAGCAACGGUUAUACUGGGGUCCAGCACUAAGGGGGUGCCCCCCCACCCCUCCACCCCCCACCACCUCGUCCAGUUUUUUCAAUCACACUUCAUCUGUCCGGACUUACCAGAGCGCCUCCGUUUAUCUCUAUUCUGUCUUCUCUCUCUGUCUCACACAUCUUUAUGGACAUCAUAAAAAGACAUGUUGCCUAAAUGCCAAGGAUUCCUCUCUCUCUCUCUC
Molecule: messenger RNA, 3004 nt
Organism: Chanos chanos (milkfish)
Lineage: Eukaryota; Metazoa; Chordata; Actinopteri; Gonorynchiformes; Chanidae
Product: cysteine-rich motor neuron 1 protein
Exons: 15
Coding region: 1-2814 (937 amino acids)
Cellular component (GO): extracellular region; plasma membrane
Molecular function (GO): protein binding; serine-type endopeptidase inhibitor activity
Source: RefSeq, a predicted model, not a curated record